Messenger RNA from Cordyceps militaris CM01, 867 nucleotides. RefSeq lists its product as uncharacterized. NCBI's taxonomy places the organism in Eukaryota, Fungi, Ascomycota, Sordariomycetes, Hypocreales, Cordycipitaceae. The record is from RefSeq and is a predicted model, not a curated record. Bases 1 to 867 code for a protein of 288 amino acids. The transcript has a single exon.
AUGGCGAGUCUCUCCGCCGACGCCGAUGCCGCGUCACGCAGCAGCUCGUCGCACCCCGACGCCCACAGACGCCCGCCCGCCGACCUCGUGCAUCUCUCGGCCGCCGACUGCAGCAUCGGCGACGACAGCGGCGCCGUAGCCGCCUCAUCAUCCCUCGCCGCCGAACCCAUCGCCACGUCCUCCUCCUCACACCUCCCGCCGCCGCCACCACCCUUUGAGCCCCUCUUUGCGCUCCUCACGAACACCACGACCAACACCACGGUGCACCCCCGCGUGCACUACCUCUUCGCCGACGACGACGCCUCCCUCCCCACCACCGCCACCACAGCCACAUCCUCACACCGCAGCCUCGUCGUCGACCUCGCCCCCACGCCCGACCACGACGCCUGGGCCGUGUCGUGCGCGUCCAGUCUCGGGUCUGCCUUUGCCGUCACCGCCGCCGCGCUGUCCAAGCAGCAAGCCGAGAACAGCAGCAGCGCGGCGGAGCCCAUCGCCGCCACCUCGGCGCCUGGUGCCGCCGCGCCGGCGCUGAUGCUGCAUAUCGCGGGCGUCUCGCGCGAUCCUGUAGAUCUGCGCGCUUCGGUCGAGGCGGGAGCAAGCGGGGCGAGCCUGCGCUCGUCGGCGGCGAGCGCUGCUGUGGAGGACCUGGAGGCGCUGGCGGACGACUUUCGCCGCCGCAUGGGUGUGCUGAAGAAGGUGGUUGGCGAGGGGGAGAAGCGUCGGGCUGUCAUGGCUCACCACAACCGCGAGGAUGAUGCGGCGGCCGGGAGCCAUGAGUUUCACGACCCUGGCGCGCUUCGUUCUGGAACGGCGAGCCAGUCCCACGAUGUAGCUACCGCGACGGCAGCGGUGGCCAGCUCGUCGUGA